GCCAGCAAAGAUGGCGGCGGCGCCGGGCGCGUUCAGCCUGCGGGAGGUGCUGGCCGGCUUCCAGGAGUGCGUGACGGAGCAGCGCGAGGUGCUGCUGGGCCCGUACCUCUGCGGCUGGCGGGGGCUCGUGCGCUUCCUGAACGGCCUGGGCGCCAUCUUCUCCUUCAUCUCUAAGGACGCGGUGGCCAAAAUCCAGAUCAUGGAGAACUACUGCGGCGGGGAGCGGCGGGAGGAGUACCGCACGCUGCAGGCCAUGGUGCGCUACGAGCUGAGCGGAGGGCUGGUGGACCUCCAGCGGCGCUCGGCCCACCCCGACUCGGGCUGCAGGACCGUCCUGCGGCUGCACCGGGCCCUGCGGUGGCUGCAGCUCUUCCUCGAGGGGCUGCGCACCGCCCGGCAGGACGCCAGCACGUCGGCCAUCUGCACGGACAGCUACAACGCCUCGCUGGCCGCCUACCACCCCUGGGUCGUCCGCAAGGCCGCCGUCGUGGCCUUCUGCACGCUGCCGUCGCGCGACGCCUUCCUGGAGGUGAUGAACGUGGGCGGCCCCGAGGAGGCCGUGGAGAUGCUGGGCGAUGCUCUGCCCCACAUCCGCAACGUGUACGGCAUCACACAGGAGCUGUACGAGCAGCAUCACCUGCUGGACCUGCCCUGAGCCCGUCCCCUUCGUUGGAGCCACACGAAGCUGUGGAGCUCAGCUGUAGUCUGAUGACAGAAAGAAAAUGCACUACAAUACAUUACUAUACAUAUAUAUAUCAUCACCUCAGCUCUGCAGGGAGGAAUAGUGUCCACAAGCACGCUCAAGGGAGUGCUUCUCUCCCCCAGGCUCCAAUGUGAGGCUUCGGGGUCUUGCUAAGCGAAGGCUGUGUGCUUGUACCACUAAAAAGGUGACAGCACCAAAGGCUGUAGGGCUGUGUAUCCCUUACUGGAUAUCUCAACACCUUCACCUUAAGCUCACUUGGCCACUUUGUUUACAAGCUGUUCCCUUGGAGCUGCUGCCUUCCCCCCCACUCUGCUGUAGCACUGAAAACAGAAUCCCGAGUAACGAGUCAGAAAAGAACCUGCUUUAGCACUUAAAAACAGAACCCUUUUCCCAUCUGAAAAGAACCACCUUCCCUUGUAGUCACCAAGAGACUGUUCCUUUCCAUAUGGAUCCAUUCUGCAGGGCUUUGCUCAUUGUUUUUUCUGUCCUUUGUGUGUCUUGGGGCGUGGACCAGUUCUUCCCGUGUCCUGCACAGCACUACAUACCCAACUAAGGCAGCUGGCUGUACUUCAUCUCUUUUCCAGCCUUGCUUCUAAAUGAUUAUUUGUUAUUUAUUUUUAAUGAAUGUGUCAAAUGCCUACAAAAGUAACUUCUCUAACUACAAUCACAGCAUAUAAUAGCCAGUAUCUAUAGUAUGAAGUAUGUAAAAUUGAGUUUACUUAGCUUCUUCAGAGCCUGAAAAAGCACAACUGUUACUUUAGGAAGACAUGAGUGUCUGGGGGAGAAUCCCGCAGACCAUCACAUUUUGGUUUUCUCUCAAUUAAGAGUCACUUUGGCCUAAAGUAACACUGCAUGGCUCAGGAAAUCACUAUUACCUCACUGGGAUCAGUCAGCUGAGCACUACAUUACAUGAUUAACAAACUGCUGGAGAGUAUCCCUUACAAGAAUGCUUUCCUUUCUUGUGGUGUUGGAAGAAAGAUGAGUUACAGUGUUAUCUGUUCAUCUCUGUCCUUCACCAGCAGUCUCAUUCACUGACCCACUGAUCAGGUGUGAAACCAACAUCAGGAGUAACCCAGAUGGAGUACUGAGAGUUUGCUUGUACAUCCUAAAUGGGGGAAUUGCUGCUAUACUGUAAAGACAAAUACUCUCUUUCUGCCAAAGCCACUUCAAAAUAACACAGUUCCAUAGAACAAAUCCAUAUAUUAAAAUGGAGCAGUUCCAUGAUGUAAGCUACAAAACACCUCCUGCUGUGCUCACUCAGUGAUACAGAUGGUGCUGAUAUUUCAGCUGGUGAAGUGUAUUAAAUGCCUUAAAUUAUGUCGAAUAAUCUGUGUCAAAUGAAGGUAUAUUUGAUCUCUUGUGGAUUUAAUGCAGGAAUGGCACUGUCACAUUUAGUCUCAGCCAUUCCUCAUAGGAGGCAAGCGUUAAUGUUGAAAAUGAAGUUCUGCAAUUAAAGAAUCAAACGUUCUCUGCA
Messenger RNA from Gallus gallus (chicken), 2177 nucleotides. RefSeq names its product ceramide-1-phosphate transfer protein (gene CPTP). Gene Ontology annotation, cellular component: cytosol; cytoplasm; membrane. The coding region runs from base 11 to 655 and encodes 214 amino acids. The transcript is spliced from 2 exons. Gene Ontology annotation, biological process: ceramide transport; intermembrane lipid transfer. The record is from RefSeq and is a predicted model, not a curated record. Gene Ontology annotation, molecular function: ceramide 1-phosphate transfer activity; ceramide 1-phosphate binding. NCBI's taxonomy places the organism in Eukaryota, Metazoa, Chordata, Aves, Galliformes, Phasianidae.